Molecule: messenger RNA, 2132 nt
Organism: Theobroma umbraticum
Lineage: Eukaryota; Viridiplantae; Streptophyta; Magnoliopsida; Malvales; Malvaceae
Source: RefSeq, a predicted model, not a curated record
AAGCUGGUACAAGACAAAACACCCGAAAGAUCCUCCUUCCUUUGGCUGAAGAAUUUCUAAAACUUACAGUAGUUGUAGUUAUUAUGAAUUGUUUGCCUUUUUUUUUUUGUACCACUAUCAAUUAUGAGUCAUCCCCAUGUGCAAAUUCCAUAAAAGAUUGAAUGAAUGAAUGAUUGAAAAAGGGUUUGUGUACUUCUCUUACCAUUCAUAACAACAAGUUCAUGUUUUUAGUCUUUGGGUUGACUGGAAUUUGGAAUGUAAGUUUAGUUAGGUUCGGUCUUCUGCUGGUGGUGUAGGAAAGUCUGGUGAGGGUAAUGUUGUAAUAUGACAGAUGGGUGCCUAGCGGUCGUCGACUACAUGUCUCGGAAAUUGUCCAUUUCUUAUUUGCUGGUUGCCUAUAAAGAAUCCUACUCCCGAAGCCAGGGGCUUCAACUUCAACAGAGGCACAAGCUUGGCAUAACUUCUAUAUCAAAUUAUCACCUCAGUAUAAAAGCAUCAUUCAUCACUUGCCUUGGCAAAUGGUAAUCGUUGAGGAUGCUGGGUUUUGCUGCGGUUAGUUUGUGACCUUUUCACCCGCCAUUCUCCGUGCCAGAUAUCUUUUGUCUUUAAAUAUUCGAUAAUCCAUAGCUGCUAGACAUUUAGCUCCUUGCAAGAUGGAUUUGCAAAAUCACACGCAAUUUGUUGAAAUAAGCGUGGAUGCUGCUGAUGAGGAAAGGAGUGUUGGAGGGAGUAAGAUUUGUGGGGAAACGCCUUGCGGAUUUUCGGAUGCUGGCAAUAACUCUAAAGAUGCUGAAGAGCGAUCAGCUUCCAUGCGCAAGCUCUUCAUUGCGGUGGCACUUUGCAUCAUCUUCAUGAGUGUAGAAGUAGUGGGUGGCAUCAAAGCCAAUAGUCUAGCUAUAUUAACUGAUGCAGCACAUUUGCUGUCAGAUGUUGCAGCUUUUGCCAUCUCCUUGUUCUCAUUAUGGGCUGCUGGCUGGGAAGCCACUCCCCGUCAAUCUUAUGGAUUUUUGAGGAUUGAGAUUCUCGGGGCCUUAGUCUCCAUCCAGAUGAUAUGGUUGCUUGCAGGAAUUUUAGUAUAUGAAGCCAUUGUUAGACUCAUUAAUAACACAGGUGAGGUGAAUGGGUUUCUAAUGUUCCUUGUUGCUACUUUCGGACUAGUGGUUAAUGUCAUCAUGGCUCUCUUAUUGGGCCAUGACCAUGGCCAUAGCCAUGGUGAUCACGGUCAUGGUGGUGGUCACAGUCAUGGAGUGAGCAUUACCACACGCCAUCAUCAUGAGGGACACUCCACAGGAGAACACCACCACCAUCAUCAUGAGGAGCACUCCAAAACUGAGCAACACCAUCAAAGUGAUGAUGCAGAACAUACCACAGAUGAGCACCACCAUGCUCAUGAAGAUCAGUCGGAGCCGCUGCUCGAUAAACCAAAACGAAGGAAUAUAAAUGUCCAGGGUGCUUAUCUUCAUGUGCUGGGGGAUUCCAUUCAAAGUAUUGGAGUGAUGAUUGGGGGUGCAAUCAUAUGGUAUAAGCCCAAAUGGAAGAUAGUUGAUCUGAUUUGCACACUAGUAUUUUCAGUUGUUGUUUUGGGGACUACGAUAAAAAUGUUGCGGAGCAUACUUGAAGUGCUGAUGGAGAGUACACCAAGAGAGAUUGAUGCAACAAAGCUGGAAAGGGGGCUGUUGGAGAUGGGCGAUGUGGUGGCCAUUCACGAGCUGCAUAUAUGGGCCAUUACUGUGGGGAAGGUCCUGUUGGCUUGCCAUGUCAAAAUCAGGCCAGAAGCAGAUGCAGACAAGGUUUUAGACAAUGUAAUAGAAUACAUCAGAAGGGAGUAUAAUAUCAGUCAUGUUACGAUACAGGUAGAGCGUUAAUCGAAGUGCAGAAUUUUAGAACUUGCUUGGGGCCUCAGUAUCUUCUCUUUGAAAUCUUUCUAUAUCCAAAGUACUAAACUUGACAUAUAUAGGAGGCAUAAAGCUGAUAUUUAUCUUAAUUAGCACAUGAUUUUCUGCUUAGUGGUCCAUAUCCAAGAUUUAAAUCAGUAGGUAUCCUGUAAAUUUCAUUUGUCGAAUCAUCUCUUUUGGUCAGUUUCAUGUUUAUUACCAUUUCAGUUCAAUAGAUGUAUGCAUUUUUCUUCUUAA